Molecule: messenger RNA, 1162 nt
Organism: Thalassophryne amazonica
Lineage: Eukaryota; Metazoa; Chordata; Actinopteri; Batrachoidiformes; Batrachoididae
Exons: 2
Coding region: 49-447 (132 amino acids)
Source: RefSeq, a predicted model, not a curated record
AUCCCGAUCAGCUCCAGACAGGUCCCUUUGUUAUCUGCUGAGCACAACAUGAGCACAUCUCACAGCGAGCUGAGUCCGAGGCAGCAGGAGUUACUGAAAAUACCAAGAGACAGCGACACGAAGGCUGCAGAACUGGUCAAGAUGGAGAAGAUGCUGCAGCAGACCAAGGACCUCUUGGACAAGAAGGCAGGACCUGGUACAGAGAGCACGGACUACCAAGAGAACAUGGUGGAGGACCUUGAGGAAAAGGUGCGGUCCAGCAGACGCUACAGGAGACACUCUCUCCAUCACACGCAGAUGCUGGAGAGCCAGAUGAAAACGGUGAAAGGUGAGCUGGUGGGAACAUUGGACCAUCUGCAGGAGCUGCGCAACAUCUUGCGACGGUCACAGCAGAAAGCUGAAGAGCGCAAAGCUGAGAUGGAGAAGUUGGCUGCAGGGUUAAGGUGAACGUCUGGCGUAACGUUUUGCACGUCAGCUCAGCUCUUCAACUUUAUACCCCACAAACAAAAACCAGACCUCAGCUGCUGGUCCCGCUGGUCCUGGAUGUUCUCACACUCAGCCGUGCCAAAGGAGGCUCUCCACAAGUCUCACCCAAAACUACAGUUUAGAAAGACUUUAGUCACUCUGUUACACCACCUCCUCAUUGAGAUUUGUCCUUUUCACAGGAAUCUGUGUGAUGUUUGUUCUGUCUUUGAGCACUGUCCUUACAGCUGCAGACUUCAGUUUACAUAAAAAGGUUCAAACUCUGUUUUCUUCUACAUGCAGGUUCUAUUACAUCAACCAGCACAUGUGAUCAGUUCGAUAGGAUGUCGGCUUUAUAUCCAUAUAGAUUUGUUACGCUGUGUACUAGCAGAGCGCCAAUAGCAGGAUGUGAUGGCUUGGUUAAGUUUGGCUUUAUGGUCUCUUUUAUAUAUACUUGUAUAUGUAUAUAUAUAUCCAGUGAAUUCAGAUGGAUCAAAUUUGGUUGGAAUAUUACUUAGAUGAAUAGCUAGAGGUGACUGCAGAAUAAUUUGGUCAAAGGUCAAGGAAAAAAAUGCUAAAAUUUUUUUUUAUUUUAUUUUUUGUACAUCUCAACAACCAAGAAGCUUAGAUGGAUGAUCUGAAGCCUAUGCUGAUGACCUGUAUACGAGGUCUAUUAGAUAAUAAACCGACCCUUUUAUUU